This is a messenger RNA of Amoebophrya sp. A120, 1011 nucleotides long. Lineage: Eukaryota; Dinophyceae; Syndiniales; Amoebophryaceae. The record is from the annotation of a GenBank genome assembly.
AUGCCCACUGAAACAUCGUCGGGAACGAUGACGACGACCACGGGGCAGCAGCCCGGUUCAGGAGGUACCACUACGCCAAGUACUAGUAGCGCCGGACCUGAGCCGCCAACGGUCUCGACCUCGGCACCUGGAGCGCCGUUGGUGGGGAGAACAGAUGACGACGAAGCAGAUCUCACGUGGAUCUUCGUCGCCCUCGGCGCGGUGGCGGGGGGACUUCUGCUCUAUUCGGCCUCUUUUCUGGUGUUCCGCUGUCAAGCAGUCCGAAAUAUCGCGCGGUCGGUGCGGGAGUCGCUUUCUAGUAGUACUAGGAGUAGUAAGGCGGACGUAACGAGUCGGCUGUCUGCAGUAGAGAAGAUGAAGAUGACCUCCACGCCUGUGGCUGCAUCAAGACCUUUAUCUGGAACAAGGGACGACCCUCCCGGCGAGGACCCGCGGCGAAAGCAGAUCGUGAAGAUCACCAGCACUGGAACUACUAGUACACACGAGGCAUUCAACAUCGCUCCGGAGGUAGUUAUUGUGCAGCGCGGUUCUGGUUCAAGAACUAGUAUCGGCAAGACCGCUGAGCCGCGUCACAGCAGGAACGUGGCACUAGGUGAGGGUGAGGCGUUUUGGCCGGAGGAAAGUUUUGUUGAAUACGGAUAUGAGGUUGGCGAAAGGGAGGCGGAGGAGGAGGGUUGUUGGCCGCAAGACAACUCCUGGCCGCAAGGCGACUCUUGGCCGCAAGGCGACUCCUGGCCGCAAGAGGACGUGGAGUCUUCAAAAGCUGCUGCUUCCCUCCCACGGCUAAAGGAAGAGCGUCGACGAAGCCGAUCGAAGAGGAAGACGAAAACCGAACAACAGGGAAGAUCAUGUGAAGAGAAAGAAUACUAUGUGUGAGAUGAACUUAUGAUAUGUUGCAAAGAUAUCGCUUUCGCUUUGCAAUUCCGGCAUCGGUAUGUCGUGGAAUAACAUACGAAGUGGGCUUUUAUAUAAAAAUACCCGAAGCAGAUGCAGAAGAAAUGUCUGUCGCGG